AUGGGACGAUCGCCGCCCAGCAGCGCUAGCGCUAGGAUCGGUCGAAAUAUCGAGCGAUCCACGCAUAAUCAAGGCGCGCGAUCGACCGGGCCACCGAUCGGCAUGGAUUCUUGCGUUGCGCGAUCGAGCAAUGUGGCAGUAGGGGGUUUGAGCCCGCUGAGCCACGCGCUGUGGAAGACGAUCCCUGGCGGCGGCGGCGGCGAUGGUGGGAUUGUGCCGGAGGCGAUGGAUGUGUCGGCGAGGCUGGCGUGGAGGGAUUUGUUUGUGACGGCAAGUAAUGCCCGGGGCGAUGUCCAGGUGCUGCUCCACCGCCUCUCCGGCUAUGCCGAGCCGGGGAAUAUCACCGCGAUCAUGGGGCCGUCGGGAUCGGGCAAGUCGACGCUCCUCGAUACUCUUGCCGGCAGACUCGCUAAGAACACCACUCUCACGGGAGAGAUCUUUCUCAAUGGUCGAAAGAAGCAGCUCUCUUAUGGAGUAGCGGCGUAUGUUACACAAGAUGAUACUCUCAUUGGAACGCUCACGGUGCGAGAAACCAUCGCCUUCUCGGCAAACCUGCGGCUUCCCGAUCGAAUGCCGGCGAGCAAGAAGAGGGCGAUCGUGGAGAGCACCAUUGUGGAGAUGGGGCUCCAGGAAUCGGCCGACACGGCGAUUGGGAACUGGCACUUGAGGGGACUGAGCGGCGGAGAGAAGCGAAGGGUGAGCAUCGCGCUGGAGAUUCUUACUCGCCCUCGCCUGCUCUUUCUGGACGAGCCAACCAGUGGAUUGGACAGUGCUUCAGCGUUUUUCGUGACGCAAACUCUCAAGAAUCUGGCACGAGAUGGCCGGACGGUGAUUGCUUCCAUUCACCAGCCCAGCAGCGAAGUCUUCGAGCUCUUCGACAAUCUGUGCUUGCUCUCUCAGGGAAAAUUGAUCUACUUUGGCAAUGGAUAUGGAGCUCGAGAGUUCUUCGCAGAUGCCGGUUUUCCUUGUCCAGAGCUCCGGAAUCCAUCCGACCACUACUUGCGGGCCGUGAACGCUGACUUUGACAGGGUCCAGGCAACUCUCAGAGGAGCACUCAAACUCAAGGAUCUAGAGUACGCUGAUCCUCUCGACAGGGUCUCCACAAGCAAAGUCAUUGCCAUCCUCGUCGAGGCCUUCCAAUCGUCUGGGUACGCGAUGAUGAUGGCGGCCAAAGUCCACGAGGUGUCCCAAACUAAAGGCGUGGUUCUCCAGUCGACAGGAAGUCACGCCAGCUUCUUCAUGCAGGCUGCGACGCUGACCCUGCGAUCUUUCAAAAACAUGACGCGUGACAUGGGAUACUAUUGGCUUCGUCUCGCCAUUUACGUCAUCCUCAACAUCGGAAUUGGUACACUCUACUUUAGAAUCGGCACUGACUACGGCUCCAUCUCAGCAAGAGCCGCUUGCAUGUCUUACGUUGGUGGAUUCCUCACUUUCAUGUCCAUCGGAGGGUUUCCAUCGUUCGUGGAAGACAUCAAAGUAAGGAAACGUUAA
Messenger RNA from Selaginella moellendorffii, 1491 nucleotides. RefSeq names its product ABC transporter G family member 11. Gene Ontology annotation, cellular component: membrane. The record is from RefSeq and is a predicted model, not a curated record. Gene Ontology annotation, molecular function: ATP binding; ABC-type transporter activity; ATP hydrolysis activity. The coding region runs from base 1 to 1491 and encodes 496 amino acids. NCBI's taxonomy places the organism in Eukaryota, Viridiplantae, Streptophyta, Lycopodiopsida, Selaginellales, Selaginellaceae. The transcript is spliced from 8 exons.